Molecule: messenger RNA, 2713 nt
Organism: Dipodomys spectabilis (banner-tailed kangaroo rat)
Lineage: Eukaryota; Metazoa; Chordata; Mammalia; Rodentia; Heteromyidae
Gene: Traf1
Product: TNF receptor associated factor 1
Exons: 7
Coding region: 478-1722 (414 amino acids)
Biological process (GO): regulation of apoptotic process; protein K63-linked ubiquitination; positive regulation of JNK cascade
Cellular component (GO): cytoplasmic side of plasma membrane; plasma membrane signaling receptor complex
Molecular function (GO): ubiquitin protein ligase binding; zinc ion binding; tumor necrosis factor receptor binding
Source: RefSeq, a predicted model, not a curated record
CUAGAACUUGGGUUUUUUUGGACCUGCCUCCAGAGCGCUGGGGAUUUCUGCCUAGGUGAGUGCCCCCACUGAGAGCCCUCCAGGGGCUCAGACAGCAAGCCAGCCCCACGAGGUGGAGGAAGCCAGCAGCCAUCUGCCCUGUGGUUCUUAGACAGGGAAACUCAGCAUCUAUGACAUGCUUCUCUUUCUCCUUUUUCACUCUGAAAAAUAACUGGACACUCCCAAAGCCUUCAGUCACCGUCCAGGGGAUUUUUUUUUUUCUUUUUUUUUUUCUGCACCACAAAGGGUAAUUCCUACCCCAUCCUUGUUGUGACUCAGCUUGUGACGUGGAACUACACAAGCCAGAGAGGGGAAGAUAAAGUCACCAGAGACCUCCUGCUCACCAGAGAGGGUGGCCCAGCCAAAGGCCCACCUCUGCUUUCCUCCACGGAUUUCACAGGGUUGGCCCUCCAUCCCUGGCCAGCCUGAGGUUUGGAGAUGGCCUCCAGCUCAGCCAGCAGCCCUCACCCAGCCCCUGGGGAGAAUGAGUUUCCCUUUGGCUGUCCCCUCACCGUGUGCCAGGAUCCAUCAGAACCCAGGGUGCUCUGCUGUGCAACCUGUCUCUCUGAGAAUCUGAGGAACAUCCAAGAUGCAAUCUGUCCCAAGUGCGGAGGGAACAACCUACAACCUGGAACCUCAGACAGUCUGACUCAGGAGAAGGUGGCCCCAGAGGUAUCUGAGGAUGGCGUCGUAUGUCCCUUUGCAAGUGUGGGCUGCUCCUUCAAGGGGAGCACCCAGUCCACACAGGAUCAUACAGCCACCUCCCAGGCCUCCCAUCUCAACCUGCUGCUGGGUUUCAUGAUACAGUGGAAAGCCCAGCACAGCUCCAGCCCAGGCUCCGGACCCACAGCCCUGGAGCAGAACCUGUCACACCUGCAGCUGCAGACGGCUGUGGAGGUGACGGGGGAUGUAGAGGUGGACUGCUACCAGGCCCCCAGCUCUGAGAGCCAGGAGGAGCUGGUCCUGCAGCGCUUCCUGAAGGAGAAGCUGCUGGCUGAGCUGGAGGAGAAGCUGCGUGUGUUUGAGAACAUCGUCGCAGUCCUCAACAAGGAGGUAGAGGCCUCUCACCUGGCCCUGGCUGCCUCCACCCACCAGAGCCAGCUAGAUCGGGAGCACAUCGAGAGCUUGGAACACAGGGUGGUGGAAUUGCAGCAGACACUGGCCCAGAAAGACCAGGCCUUGGGCAAGCUAGAGCAGAGCCUGCGCCUCAUGGAGGAGGCCUGCUUUGAUGGUACCUUCCUGUGGAAGAUCACCAACGUCACCAGACGCUGCCAUGAGUCAGCUUGUGGCAGGACCAUGAGCCUCUUCUCCCCAGCUUUCUACACGGCCAAGUACGGCUACAAGUUGUGCCUGCGGCUGUACCUGAACGGGGAUGGCACGGGCAAGAGGACCCACUUGUCCCUCUUCAUCGUGAUCAUGAGAGGGGAGUAUGAUGCCCUGCUGCCAUGGCCUUUCAGGAACAAGGUCACCUUCAUGCUACUCGACCAGAACAACCGCGAGCAUGCCAUCGAUGCCUUCAGGCCCGACCUCAGCUCAGCCUCCUUCCAGAGGCCUCAGACCGAAACCAAUGUGGCCAGCGGCUGCCCAUUGUUCUUCCCCCUGAACAAGCUGCAGUCACCCAAGCAUGCCUACGUGAAGGACGACACGAUGUUCCUCAAGUGCAUUGUGGACACCAGUUCUUAAAGCCACUGGGGUUCCUGAGAAAAGACUCCGACUCAGGGCUUAGCAAAGUGAUUGGCAGAUAGCCCUUCAUGCCUGCAGUUCUGGGACAUAGCCUGGACAGACAAGUUGACUAUGGCUGCUAUCAAGAUGCAGGGACUUUGGGCUGUGCCCACAAAGACAGAGGGCUCUGAAGCAGACAGCACAAUUGCUCCCCUCCUCACAGACCACUCAUCGCGGAGAGGCAGCCCUGAAUGUUGAGGCCAUUUUCCAUCAAGAUUGGGAAAAGCUAGACCCAGCCUGAGGCAUCACAGUGAGCCAGAGCAAUGGGGCCUGGGCAGGGACGUUCUCAGGAUAGGAGGGUCUCAUAGGGCCCAUGGAGAAAUAGAAACUUGCUCAUUCUCCCUGCUCAGACUCAGACCCGGCCCAGGGGGUGGAAAGGGAUGGGACUACUGUGAAUUCAAACUGAACUGAGUUCUCCAUCAUUAGAGGUGAACAGGUAAAGCCAAAGAGCUAAGCUUGGGGAAGGGCACCGAGCUAGAGGUUGGAUUUGACCAUCUUUAAUGUUUCUUACAACCAAGAGAUUCAUAAUUUUGGCCUCCUGGCCCAGGCAAGGCCUAGACCCAUUGGGGCUCCUGGGAACACUGGAGCCUCGUGCCUUCUGGCUCCUCACCUACCCACAGCAUCUCCAGGUGGACUAGGUGGCCCACAUGCACCUGUUCCCUGGGCCUAGCAGCCCAGCUUCCCAGCACGCAGGAGCACACACAGACUCUGGCAUCUGUGCCUCCAGUGAGCUCCCAGGAAUAGCCAGAAGGAAUAUGCAGGUGUGGUGGCACUGGGGAAGUCAUCAACUUUCCACUUUUCUGCCUCAAGCCCCCUGUCUUGGUGCUUUCUAGAAUCCCAAUCACCUCAGUGUUCACUUCCCUCCAUUGACUGACCAGGGCAUCUGAGCUGCUUGGCGAAGGUUGUCCUUUUAAGUAUGUAUGAAACCAAAGAAACAACUCUUUAAAAAAUC